Molecule: messenger RNA, 1818 nt
Organism: Prorocentrum cordatum
Lineage: Eukaryota; Dinophyceae; Prorocentrales; Prorocentraceae
Source: the annotation of a GenBank genome assembly
AGGAAAUGCGACCACAAUAACCAACAAGGCAGUGACAUUGCGCUGUCGCCAUCCUCCAGUGUGUUUUUGUGACCUGCACAAUCCGCACUAAUCAGUUCGGCUCAUUUGUUCUACAUUGGAAUCUUUCACAUCCCGUGCUUGCAAGCAUCUCUCAUACCGUCGCCGCUGGCGUCCUUGCAAUGGAAAUUGCCCAAGGCGUGCAGGAGGGCCUCGCAUCUCCUCUCCUUAUGGACAGUGGCGCAGCCCACGCCGAGUAUAGAGACGAGGAGGAUACGUCGACGGCGUCAUGGGACAGGGUGACGAUGCAACCUGAUGGUGUCGCGCAGCUGGCGCUUGAGACUGGACGCGCGCGCAAUCAUGGUGCCUCCGAUAUCGCACGGCGCCACGCCGCCAUGCCACGCCCCUCGGUGACGAUGACUGUGCAGGAGUUCAAUGACGCCCACGCGGAUUUUACAGCCCGGUUGCGCGACCUUGAGAACCACGGUAAGGUGGCAGCGGGUAUUGUCGUUUUCUUUCUGUGCGUGUUCCUUAUCUUGCAUACGAUCUCUUUCCGCCACAUGUGGGAAACUGAUCUGCAGAUCGGCGCGGAGGAUCGAAUCUUGGGCAGCACGAACGACCUGAUCAGAGGUGCGAGCGACAGAUUCGUGAGCAAAGACGCCUUCAACUCGCUCAGAGACCAGAUGGACAAACUCGCUGAGCGCGUGGCGCACAUGGAGGACCAGUUCGGGAACACCAGGGACAAGUUCGUGACCAAGGACAGCUCAUACAAGAUGGAGAGCAUCCUCAAGGAUAAGAUUUCGGGCUUGCGUUUGGAACUGUCCGACGUCAGCGUUCGGCUCGAGGAGAUGUCUCCCAAGUCGGAGGUCCAGGUGUUGCGCCAAGACUUGAGCGUAUUCAAGCAAGCCCAGGCAGAGCAACACGAGGUUUUGCAACACAAGCUUUUGCAACAGGAGGCGAGCGUCAAGGCUCUGUCGAGUCGGGUCGACGGCGUUGCCACCGCCACCAACAAGGCGCUCGCCAGGGCGGCAGCGGUUGACGAGGCCACGGCUGGCUGCGCGUGCGUGAAAGAGAAACGCCACGAGUGCCCGAAGCGGACCCAGGAGUGCACCCUGUGGCACUGGUACAAUCCAGACAACUUCGACCCGUUCUGCGGCGGCGGCAGGGAGGACGCGGCCGACGGGGUCUGCAUGCGGGACUCCACGAAUAGCAAUGUUUGGGUCUCGGAGAUGAAAGGAUGCUGCCGCUCAGUCGAGUAGGCUGCGCAGUGAUGGGCGGAGCCAUGGUUGUGGCUGCGGGGAGCUAGUGGUUAUGCUGAGGGCUUGCUAGACCGCGCGGCGCGCAUCGCGGUGCGCGGUGCGCGAAGUUGGGCGGCCUGCACAGCAAAGCGAGGGGCGCGAUGGUGACCCUGGGCCUGUGGCGAGCGGGGAGGUCGCUACCUGAGAACUGCACACCUGCCCGAGCGCGCCCCGGCGCGACGUGGGCAUGGCGACGGGCCCCCUGUGCUACGGCGAGCGUCCCGCUGGGAACCCGCGGGUCUCCCAUGACCCCGCACGCGCACGACCACGGCGGUGUCGGAGUGGUGGUAUUCGUAUGGCCCCGCCACCGGUGUUUGACUCGGGAAGGGUUUGGCAGAGUACGUUCCCUGUGGCCCUGCCGCAGGCAGUGGCAGGACUGGAACGGCGCGGGCUGAGUCGGUUUCACAAUGCGGAUUGGACCUCAAAGUAAGCAUCGGCCGUGCACCCUGGCAACACAUAGCUGAGUUCUUGAGGCGAAAACCUCCUGACAGCGGAUCGACGUCUCAAACUCAGUUGACACUGG